AUGAGACUCAAUCUAUCAGCACUGAUCUGUCUGAUACCGGCUGUCCUGAGCAUCCCAUUUGAAGGUUUUACAAAACGACCAAACACAUGUCCAAAGACUCCAGUUAACGCGACUCGCUAUGAUGCAAAACUUCCAGACCCUUUCAUGUUUGCCAACGGCAGACCUGUUAAGACCCUUUCUGACUUUGCGUGCCGCCAACGUGAAGUCAGCGAGCUCUUCCAGACCUUUGAGUUGGGGGCAAAACCGGGGAAUCCAGAUAGCGUAUUUGGCUCUAUCUCUGGCCCAAACCUGACAGUCACGGUUUGUGUGCAUGGCAGGACCGUAUCUUUCACACCUACGAUUGCAUAUCCCGCGAACGGAACCGCUCCACACCCAGCCAUCAUCGCACUCGGAGGCCUUACCAUCCCUGCGCCUUCUGGAGUAGCCAUCAUCAUAUACAACAACGAUGAUAUCGGCGCUCAACUCGAUCAGAGCAGCCGGGAUCAAGGAAAGUUUUUCGAGCUCUACCCCGAACUGGGGGCCAAUGGUGCCAUGGUAGCAUGGGCUUGGGGUAUAAGCCGCAUCCUCGACGUUCUGGAGACUUUACCUGAGGCCAACAUCAAUACGAAAAAGAUUGCCGUCACUGGUUGCUCCAGGAACGGAAAAGGAGCACUGGUCGCGGGUGCACUAGAUAGCCGCAUAGCUCUCACAAUUCCACAGGAAAGUGGUUCUGGUGGAACUGCAUGCUGGCGUCUGAGCGACUACGAGAAUCACAACGCGUCGACACAGACAGCAUCCGAAAUCGUCCAAGAAAACGUCUGGUUUGCUACUCAGUUUGAUGAUUUUGCCAAUACCACAGUAGAUAUGCUGCCAAUCGAUCACCACAUGCUGGCUGGCCUUGUUGCUCCAAGAGGUCUACUGGUGAUCGACAACAUCGGAUACGAAUGGCUUGGACCCUGGAGCUCUUAUGGAUGUAUGAAGACCGCUCACAGGAUCUUUCAAGCUCUUGGAGUAUCUGACCAUUUGGGAUAUUCCAUGUCUCCCAGCCAUCUUCAUUGCUCCUUCCCCUCAAAUCAGGGCCCUGAACUCCAAGCCUUCGUCGACAAAUUUCUCUUUGACAAAAUCUCUGACACAAAUUUCUUCAACCCAGCAGGCAAUAUCACAUUCGAUGAUGCGCAAUGGGUAGACUGGUCUACUCCGCACCUGCGUUGA
Aureobasidium namibiae CBS 147.97 is the source of this 1191-nucleotide messenger RNA. RefSeq lists its product as uncharacterized. The coding region runs from base 1 to 1191 and encodes 396 amino acids. The record is from RefSeq and is a predicted model, not a curated record. NCBI's taxonomy places the organism in Eukaryota, Fungi, Ascomycota, Dothideomycetes, Dothideales, Saccotheciaceae. The transcript is spliced from 2 exons.